This is a messenger RNA of Neurospora tetrasperma FGSC 2508, 1885 nucleotides long. RefSeq lists its product as uncharacterized. Bases 1 to 1698 code for a protein of 565 amino acids. NCBI's taxonomy places the organism in Eukaryota, Fungi, Ascomycota, Sordariomycetes, Sordariales, Sordariaceae. The transcript is spliced from 2 exons. The record is from RefSeq and is a predicted model, not a curated record.
AUGCCGAAGAAAAGAGUCCAUUUCAAACAAUAUUCCAAACCGCAGUCAACUGCUCCAGCUUCAUUGAGCUCCACCGCUGCGGGCGCCGGCAGCCACAAUGGUGAAUCAGAAAGCCGCAGUGUCAAUCAGCGGCUCGCUGAACUGCGCCGUCUCAGUGUGAACAGUAAUAGUAAUGCUCAAGGCGCAUUAGAUGUUCGGCCGACGGUGCCACCAGUCAUCCGGGACAUUUUACAGCUACCCGAGACACCGGCGCCUAGGCCGCGUCCGGGCCGGGGCCGGGGUGGACCCCGUGUGGAUGCCACCGGUAGAAGGCUGCCUCCCGGUCCAGCCCCGCCACAGAGCUGGCUGAAUCGGCCGGCACACGGGAUACUUUCCACAGUGCCUCGUCAGUCCGGCUCGGACGGGCGUCGACUAGACAAAUACAUGCUGCCUGAGCUGUACCUUCCGGCAAAAGGUAGUCUGAUCGACUUGACUCUCCGGCAGUUUGCACACAGCUGGGAUUUCCAACGAGAAUAUUGUCGCUACUAUCUUUAUCAGCAUCUACCUACCCAUCUCCGCGAAGCACUUGUGGCGUACCUCAGCAUCUGGAAGGAUCCCGGCAACGUCACUCUAGCCGAUCUCAAGGCCAUCCUCCUCCCUCCACAAAAGCAAGAAGGCGACGACGACGUAGAUGAGGAUGCCGAGCAGCUAGAAGAAGAAGAAGAAGAAGAAGAAGACUACCUCGACCCCAGCAUCGCCAACAAAGACUUUCGCCACCUCGACCUCUCCCACUCCAUCGGCACCUCCCUCUCCCUCCGCGAACUAACCGACCUGCUCUUCCCUCCGAAACCCUCCACCACGAAACCCAUCACCGCCGCCACUCUCAAAACCGCCGAACCAAGAGACUCCUGGGAAGACUCUGCUGACGAAGAAGAUGAAUUCCAACCAGAACCCCCUUCCUCCUCCAUCCCCCGCCCCCUCCUCCCCAACCUCACGCACCUCUCCCUCUCUCUCCCUCCCAACCCUCUUUCCUCUUCCACAUUCACCUCCCCUUCCACCACUCCGGGUAACUACCCCUUACCCUCGUGGCGCCACCUCCUCUCCUUUGCCUCCCACCACCCCACCCUCACCCACCUCUCCCUCGCCAACUGGCCCGAACCCAGUCUCACCCCCAACGCCAAAUACGCAUCCUUCGUUACCGCCCAAGGGAGGAGGGUGCAAUACGGCGGUACGGGUCCCUACAGCCAUUCGCUCGAUAACGAUUGGUCGGAAGCGAUCCUGGUGCUAAGGAGAUUAAGUAGGGCGUGGUAUAGACUGGAGUGGUUAGAUCUACGAGGGUGUGGUGGGUGGUGGGAGGCCUUGUGGGCGAUUAGUAGGGGGCCGAUGGGGGAUAUGAUGCAUUUGGAUCAGAAUCAGGAUUUUAGAAGUGGUGGAGAGAGAGGGAGAGAGGAGGAGGUGGGAACAGAGGAAACAACGACGGGGGGAGGAGAAGAAGGGGGAGAAGGGGGAGAAGGGGGAGAAGAAGGGGAUAGAGUGGAUUGGAGGGUGGAUUGGGGGAAGGUGGAGACGGUGGUACUUGGUCUUGACGAGGCAGAACGAGGGAAGGUUUUGGGAGGGGAUGAGAAGAACGGGGUGGUGAUGGUGGAGAAGGGAAAGAAAUUGGAGAGACAUGUGAGAGGGUUGAGAAAGGGGAGGGGGAGGUGGUUUGCUGUUUGUUGAUGGGUCUGUCCUGUCCUGUUCGGAUCCUAACGAAAAUUGUUGUUGUUGACAACUGUGGUUGUUGGCUGGCCGAAUGGUCAGUACAGUAGACCUUGGGUAUACUGUAUCUGCAUUCAAGUAUAAAUAGUAUACGUUUGAAUCCAGUUACUAGGUGGUUCUUGGAUAAAAUAUUUCUAGGAACUCUAGC